This is a messenger RNA of Schistocerca nitens (vagrant locust), 2538 nucleotides long. RefSeq names its product repetitive organellar protein-like. The record is from RefSeq and is a predicted model, not a curated record. Bases 1 to 2538 code for a protein of 845 amino acids. The transcript has 10 exons. Lineage: Eukaryota; Metazoa; Arthropoda; Insecta; Orthoptera; Acrididae.
AUGAAAAAUAUCGAUAAGUAUCGAAAAGAUAUCGAUAAGUAUCGAAAAGAUAUCGAUAAGUAUCGAAAAGAUAUAGAUAAGUUUCGAAAAGAUAUCGAAAAGUAUCGAAAAGACAUCGAAAAGUAUCGAAAAGUUAUCGAAAAGUAUCGAAAAGAUAUCGAAAAGUAUCGAAAAGUUAUCGAAAAGUAUCGAAAAGAUAUCGAAAAGUAUCGAAAAGAUAUCGAAAAGUAUCGAAAAGAUAUCGAAAAGUAUCGAAAAGAUAUCGAAAAGUAUCUAUAUAUAUCGAAAAUAUCGAUAUAUAAGUACCGAAAAGAUAUCGAAAAGUACCGAAAAGAUAUCGAAAAGUACCGAAAAGAUAUCGAAAAGUAUCGAAAAGAUAUCGAAAAGUAUCGAAAAGAUAUCGAAAAGUAUCGAAAAGAUAUCAAAAAGUAUCGAUAUAUCGAUAAGUAUCGAAAAGAUAUCGAAAAGUAUCGAUAUAUCGAUAAAAAAGAUAUCGAAAAGUACCGAAAAGAUAUCGAUAAGUACCGGAAUGAUAUCGAAAAGUACCGAAAAGAUAUCGAAAAGUACCGAAAAGAUAUCGAAAAGUACCGAAAAGAUAUCGAAAAGUACCGAAAAGAUAUCGAAAAGUACCGAAAAGAUUUCGAAAAGUACCGAAAAGAUAUCGAAAAGUACCGAAAAGAUAUCGAAAAGUACCGAAAAGAUAUCGAAAAUUACCGAAAAGAUAUCGAAAAGUACCGAAAAGAUAUCGAAAAGUACCGAAAAGAUAUCGACAAGUACCGAAAAGAUAUCGACAAGUACCGAAAAGAUAUCGACAAGUACCGAAAAGAUAUCGAAAAGUACCGAAAAGAUAUCGAAAAGUAUCGAAAAGAUAUCGAAAAGUAUCGCAAAGAUAUCGAAAAGUAUCGAAAAGAUAUCGAAAAGUAUCGAUAUAUCGAUAAGUAUCGAUAUAUCGAAAAAUAUCGAAAAGUGCCGAAAAGAUAUCCAAAAGUACCGAAAAGAUAUCCAAAAGUACCGAAAAGAUAUCGAAAAGUACCGAAAAGAUAUCGAAAAGUACCGAAAAGAUAUCGAAAAGUACCGAAAAGAUAUCGAAAAGUAUCGAAAAGAUAUCGAAAAGUAUCGAAAAGAUAUCGAAAAGUAUCGAAAAGAUAUCGAAAAGUAUCUAUAUAUAAUGAAAAGUAUCUAUAUAUAAUAAAAAAUAUCGAUAAGUAUCGAAAAGAUAUAGAUAAGUAUCGAAAAGAUAUCGAUAAGUAUCGAAAAGAUAUCGAAAAGUAUCGAAAAGACAUCGAAAAGUAUCGAAAAGAUAUCGAAAAGAUAUCGAAAAGUAUCGAAAAGAUAUCGAAAAGUAUCUAUAUAUAUCGAAAAGUAUCUAUAUAUAUCGAAAAGUAUCUAUAUAUAUCGAAAAUAUCGAUAUAUAAGUACCGAAAAGAUAUCGAAAAGUACCGAAAAUAUAUCGAAAAGUACCGAAAAGAUAUCGAAAAGUACCGGAAAGAUAUCGAAAAGUACCGAAAAGAUAUCGAAAAGUACCGAAAAGAUAUCGAAAAGUACCGAAAAGAUAUCGAAAAGUACCGAAAAGAUUUCGAAAAGUACCGAAAAGAUUUCGAAAAGUACCGAAAAGAUAUCGAAAAGUACCGAAAAGAUAUCGAAAAGUACCGAAAAGAUAUCGACAAGUACCGAAAAGAUAUCGACAAGUACCGAAAAGAUAUCGAUAAGUACCGAAAAGAUAUCGACAAGUACCGAAAAGAUAUCGAUAAGUACCGAAAAGAUAUCGACAAGUACCGAAAAGAUAUCGAAAAGUAUCGAAAAGAUAUCGAAAAGUAUCGAAAAGAUAUCGAAAAGUAUCGUAAAGAUAUCGAAAAGUAUCGAACAGAUAUCGAAAAGUAUCGAUGUAUCGAUAAGUAUCGAUAUAUCGAUAAGUAUCGAAAAGUAGCGAAAAGAUAUCGAAAAGUACCGGAAAGAUAUCGAAAAGUACCGAAAAGAUAUCGAAAAGUACCGAAAAGAUAUCGAAAAGUACCGAAAAGAUAUCGAAAAGUAUCGAAAAGAUAUCGAAAAGUAUCGAAAAGAUAUCGAAAAUACCGAUAUAUCGAAAAGUACCGAAAAGAUAUCGAAAAGUAUCGAAAAGAUAUCGAAAAGUACCGAAAAGAUAUCGAAAAGUACCGAAAAGAUAUCCAAAAGUACCGAAAAGAUAUCGAAAAGUACCGAAAAGAUAUCGAAAAGUACCGAAAAGAUAUCGAAAAGUACCGAAAAAUUUUCGAAAAGUAUCGAAAAGAUAUCGAUAAGUAUCGAAAAGAUAUCGAUAAGUAUUUAUAUAUAAUGAAAAUAUCGAUAUAUAAUGAAAAGUAUCGAAAAGAUAUCGAUAAGUAUCGAAAAGAUAUCGAUAAGUAUCGAAAUUUUAUAGAUAAGUAUCGAAAAGAUAUCGAAAAGUAUCGAAAAGAAAUCGAAAAGUAUCGAAAAGACAUCGAAAAGUAUCGAAAAGAUAUGGAAAAGUAUCGAAAAGAUAUCGAAAAGUGUCUAUAUAUAAUGAAAAGUAUCUAUAUAUAA